Messenger RNA from Coniophora puteana RWD-64-598 SS2, 360 nucleotides. Its product is annotated as thioredoxin-like protein. The record is from RefSeq and is a predicted model, not a curated record. Gene Ontology annotation, cellular component: cytoplasm; Golgi lumen; cis-Golgi network. NCBI's taxonomy places the organism in Eukaryota, Fungi, Basidiomycota, Agaricomycetes, Boletales, Coniophoraceae. Gene Ontology annotation, biological process: cellular response to oxidative stress. The transcript has 4 exons. The coding region runs from base 1 to 360 and encodes 119 amino acids. Gene Ontology annotation, molecular function: glutathione disulfide oxidoreductase activity.
AUGCCGAUGAGCGUGUACCGUAGCGAGAAGGAUGGAGCUUGGGAGUCGAUAGAGAGACGUUUCGAAGGAAUGCCUUUGAUCGUAUUUUCUAAGACUUAUUGCCCAUAUUCACGCCGCGCAAAAGCAUUACUAGCGUCGUAUAACCUGUCACCUGCAGCCACUAUUGUAGAAGUAGACCUCCGAGAUGAUGGCGACCUAAUCAAGCAUAUCCUCACGCGCCUCACCGGACGUGGCACCUUUCCAAACGCUAUCCUCAACGGUGUUUCAAUUGGUGGCUCGGAUGACUUGCAUUCUCUCCACGCUCAAGGACGUUUACAAGAGAUCAUAGAGAAUGCGGGCAUACACACCGAUGGUGGCUAG